AUGGCGGCGAGUGCGGUGGAUGCGACGGGGAAUCCGAUCCCGACAUCUGCGGUGCUAACGGCUUCAUCGAAACAUAUAUCGACGAGAUGUUUCCCAGAGAAUGUGGAGUUUCUCAAGUGCAAGAAGAAGGAUCGAAACCCGGAGAAAUGCCUCGAAAAAGGCCAGCAAGUUACUCGCUGUGUCCUUGGAUUGUUGAAAGAUCUUCACCAGAAAUGCACAAAAGAGAUGGAUGCUUACGUUGGCUGCAUGUAUUACUAUACAAAUGAAUUCGAUUUGUGUCGCAAAGAGCAACAAGCAUUUGAGAAAGCUUGCCCUUUGGAAUGA
Molecule: messenger RNA, 324 nt
Organism: Dovyalis caffra
Lineage: Eukaryota; Viridiplantae; Streptophyta; Magnoliopsida; Malpighiales; Salicaceae
Source: the annotation of a GenBank genome assembly